This is a messenger RNA of Closterium sp. Naga37s-1, 5433 nucleotides long. The record is from the annotation of a GenBank genome assembly. NCBI's taxonomy places the organism in Eukaryota, Viridiplantae, Streptophyta, Zygnematophyceae, Desmidiales, Closteriaceae.
GGCAUGAACCGCAUGUGCCACCAGUGCCAGCGCAAUGACAAGGAGGAGGGCGUGGUGUACUGCCAGCGAGUGCCCACCCACCGCUUCUGCCUCCCCUGCAUCCGCCAGUGGUAUCCCAUAUACACAGUGGAGGAAAUAAUCGGCUUCUGCCCCAAGUGCCGUGGCAACUGCAACUGCAAGACCUGCCUCCGCACCCGCAUCCCUGCACCCUAUCGAUCGGCAGGGGCAUCGGCAGAGGAGCGAGCGGGCAUGGCACGCCGAGGGGCUUCACCAGAAGAGCGAGCGGGCAUGGCGUGCCGAGUGCUGCGCUAUGUGACUCCCUUGCUGGCUGAUCUGGUGCAGCAGCAGGAGGACGAGACGAGGCUGGAAGCUGCACUCCAGGGCAAAGACCCGCAAGAGGUGGAUAUCCAGCGAGUGAAGAUUGCAGUAGACGAGCGCAUCUUCUGCUCACACUGCCAGACGUCCAUCAUUGACCUUUUCCGCAGCUGCCCGGACAAGGACUGUGGUUUCGACCUCUGCCUUUCCUGCUGCAGAGAUUUGCGGGCAGGGAAGGUACCCCCAGGGGAGGUGUUUUCUGAAGAGUCUGAGGGAGGAGAUGGGGAGGAGGAGGGAGAGGAAGAAGGGAGAGGAGAGAAGGAGGGGAGAGAAGAUGAGGUUGAAACCGAGGGAGGAGGGGGAGGGGGAAAAGGAGGGGUGAAAGGCAAGAAAAGAAAGGGUUCUUUGGGGUUAGGAAAGGCGGGCAAGAAAAGGAAGGCUGGCAGUGGUGGUGGGAGUGGGUCGACCAAGGGAGGCUCUGUGGCAAGUAUGCUAAUGAAAGAGCUAGGAUUGUCUGCGGAAUCACAAGAAAAAGGUGGUGCUGGUGCGGUUGAUGCUGCUGUUGAUGCUGAUGGUGGGGAAGGUGGGGAUGGAGGGGAUGGAAGCGGUAGGAAGGCGAAUGGGGUGAGAGUUCAUUGGGUUGCUGAUGCUUCGGGGGCGAUUCGAUGCCCUUCUGUGCGGUGCAGAGUGGUGGAUGGGGGCAAGGGGGAGGCGAAUGAGGAGAGGAAGGAGCGUGGGGAGGAGGGAGGGAAGAACGGGGAGAAGGCAUGGGAGGAAGUGAAGAAGGGCAAGCAGGAGAGAGGGGAUGGGGAGGAGGGGGGUCGGGUGGAUGGGGAUGGAGCAGCGGCUGGUGUUUUGGUCGCAGAUGCUAUGGAAGUGGAGGGUGGUGUAUCGGGUAAGAAGGUGGAAGGGACGAUGGGUGAGGAGGAGGAGGUGGGCAAGGAAGCCGGUGGAAAGGAGGAAGAAAAGGUGGAAGGGAAGGUGGAAGGGAAGGUGGAAGGGAAGGCGGAAGGGAAGGUGGAAGGGAAGGCGGAAGGGAAGGUGGAAGGGAAGGCGGAAGGGAAGGUGGAAGGGAAGGCGGAAGGGAAGGUGGAAGGGAAGGCGGAAGAGAAGGCGGAUGGGAAGGUGGAUGGGAAGGCGGAUGGGAAGGCGGAAGAAAAGGUGGAAGAGUGCAAGCAGGGAGAGCAGUGGGAGAGCAGGAAUAGGCUGGUGCUGUGCAGUGUGAGGGGCCGCGGGUGGCUGGAAGGGCUCCUUCGUCAGUGUGAGCAGCAUAUGGGGGGUGGCGAAAAGGGAGAAGGGGAGAAAGGAGAAGGGGAGAAGGGAGAAGGGGAGAAAGGAGAAGGGGAGAAGGGAGAAGGGGAGAAAGGAGAAGGGGAGAAGGGAGAAGGGGAGAAGGGAGAAGGGGAGAAGGGAGAAGGGGAAAAGGGAGAGGGGGAAAAGGAAAUGGGGGAGAAGGAAGAGGGGGGAAAGGAAGAGGGGAAGAAAGGAGCAGGGGAGACGGGACAGGGGGAGAAGGGAGAGGGGGAAAAGGGAGAGGGGGAAAAGGGAGAGGGGGAAAAGGAAAUGGGGGAGAAGGAAGAGGGGGGAAAGGAAGAGGGGAAGAAAGGAGCAGGGGAGACGGGACAGGGGGAGAAGGGAGAGGGGGAAAAGGGAGAGGGGGAAAAGGAAAUGGGGGAGAAGGAAGAGGGGGGAAAGGGAGAGGGGAAGAAAGGAGAAGGGGAGAAGGGACAGGGGGAGAAGGGAGAGGGGGAAAAGGGAGAGGGGGAAAAGGGAGAGGGGGAAAAGGAAAUGGGGGAGAAGGAAAUGGGGGAGAAGGGAGAGGGGGGAAAAGGAGAGGGGAAGAAAGGAGAAGGGGAAAAGGGAGAGGGGAAAACGGAAGAUGGGGGAAAGGGAGAGGGUAAGAAAGGAGAAGGGGAGAAGGGAGAGGGGAAAACGGAAGAUGGGGGAAAGGGAGAGGGGGAAAAGGUCGAGCAGGAAAAGGGAGGCGUGGAAGAGACGAAAGAAGAGGAGGAGAAAGGAGGAGUGGAGGUAGGCAGGGAGAACGAGGUAGUUGUGGGUAAGGCAAGUAUGGAUGUAGCAAGCAGUGCAGGGAUGGGGUGUGGGGUGUGCGAGGACAAAUUCUCACACAUGCACCGACUCAUGCUGGCCCUUGCUUCUGUCUGGAGUGAUUUACAGCGCAAGCGGAACGAGAGUGGGAUAACAUAUGAGGAGGAUGGGAGUGGUAGGGAGGAAGCAGGGAAGAUCAAGGGGGAGGAGGACCGAGAUGAGCAGAAGCAGGGAGAAGGGGAGAUUGAUUUGGUCGAGGAGGAGAAGGGCUGCAGUAGCAUCAAACCGUCCGUUGCUAGUGAUGCUGCUGCUGAUGCUGCUGCUGCCCCUGCUGCUGCCCCUGCUGCUGCUCCUGCUGAUGGUGUUGCUGUUGCUGCUGUUGCUGCUGCUCCUGCUCCUGCUAAUGAUGCUACUGCUCUUCCUCCUCCUCCUGCUCCUACUACUUCUCUUGUUGCUUCUGCCACUGCCACUGCCACUGCCCCUCCUCCUGCUCCUUCUGCUGCUGCUGGCGAUUCUCCCCCUGAUACCUCCUCUUCACAUCUCUCCCACUGGCUGGACCUGUCCUUCCCCAAAGCCCUUUCUCUCUUCAAACACUUCAAAACCGCUCUCAACCGCGAAUGCCACUCCAACAGCCUCCUCUGGGCAUCCUGCCGUCCGGGCAGCUCCGACAAUUUCCUCUUCUGCCCGACCCUGCCUUGGCCGAGGACAGAAGCAGAGGAGGGAGAGGGGGAGAAGAAAAAACCGGUAGAUGCGAAAACAGCAGAGGGAAGUGAGGAAGCUGGAAAAGAGGGGAAGGAGGAGGAGGAGGAGGAGGGGCGAGAUGAGACGAAGUUGGUGGCGCAUUUUCAGCGGCACUGGGAGCGUGGAGAGCCGGUGGUGGUACGGCAGGUGUUGGAUCUAAGGCAUGGGCUCAGCUGGGAGCCUCUGGUCAUGUGGAGGGCGUUUAGGGAGACGACUCCUGGGGCGCAGAUGAGUGGAGAUCAACACGCGGCAGUUCUUCGAGGGGUACUGGUCGGGGCGCAUGCACGGCUCGUGCUGGCCGGAGCUGCUGAAGCUGAAGGACUGGCCGCCCGCCGCCUUCUUCCACGUGCGCCUGCCCCGCCACGGCUCCGAGUUCAUCAACGCCCUGCCCUUCCACGCCUACCCCAAGACACUCUGACACUUCCACUUCAACCCUCUUCCCCACCCCACUUUCUCCCCCUCUCCCUCUCCUCCUCCCUUCGUUCUUCCCCGUCCAUCUGCCCCCUCUCCCGCCUUCCUCCCCCCUCCUUCUCUUCCCCCCCCACCCCAUCCCCUCAGGUGGAGAUCAACACGCGGCAGUUCUUUGAAGGCUACUGGUCCGGCCGCAUGCACUCGUCGUGCUGGCCGGAGCUCCUCAAGCUCAAGGACUGGCCGCCUGCCGCCUUCUUCCACGUGCGCCUGCCCCGCCACGGCUCCGAGUUCAUCAACGCCCUCCCCUUCCACGCCUACCUGCACCCCGAGGAGGGAGACGUGAAUGUGGCGGCGGCGGCUGCGGCGCCUAAGGGGAGUUUGAGGCCGGAUCUGGGCCCGAAGACGUAUAUUGCGUAUGGGGUGAGGGGGGAGCUGGGCGCGGGAGACUCGGUGACAAAGCUGCACUGCGAUAUGUCUGACGCGUCGACUGAAAACGUCGAGUUCAUCAACGCCCUCCCCUUCCACGCCUACCUGCACCCCGACGAGGGCGAUGUGAACGUGGCGGCGGCGGCCGCGGCGCCUAAGGGGAGUUUGCGGCCGGAUCUGGGCCCGAAGACGUAUAUAGCGUACGGGGUGAGGGGGGAGCUGGGCGCGGGGGACUCGGUGACGAAGCUGCACUGUGAUAUGUCUGAUGCGGUGAACGUGAUGACCCACUGCCAGGAGGUGCCUCUGAAGCCUUUCAAGAGCAAGAGUGUUCUUACUGUGAACGUGAUGACCCACUGCCAGGAGGUGCCUCUGAAGCCCUUCCAAGAGAAGCUCGUGCGACGGCUGCGAGAGGAGGUGGAGAAGGCUAGGGCGAAGGGAGGAGAGAGGGGGGGUGAGAGGAGAGCGGUAGGGAAGGAGAUGAAGGAGAAGGAGAAGGAGACGGGGAAGGGGAAGGAGGAGGUGGAGGAAAAGCAGGAGGAAAAGGAGGAGGAGAAGGAGAAGGGCAAGGGGAAUGAGAAGGAGGAGAAGGAGAAGGAGAAGGAGAAGGAAAAGGAGGAGGGGGAGAAGGAGAAGAAGGAGGAGGAGAAGGAGAAGGAGGAGGAGGAGAAGGAGAAGGAGAUAAAUCUUGGUGACGCGCUGUGCCUUCUGCAUUCUGCUUUCCCUCAGCACCCAUCUCCAUCUGCUGCUGCUCCUGCUUCUGCUCUGCAUGCCACACCAUCCAAGCCUUUGGCAGUGACGGGAGGUGAUGUGAAAGUGCCACCUGUUCUUGCUGUUGGUGCGGCUGCGACUGGCGUUGAUGACAAGGGGUUUCAGAAGCAGAAGGAGGUGAAAGAAAAGGAGAACGGUAAAGCAGAGAAGGAAGAGGAAGAGGAAGAAGAGGAGGAGGUGGAGGAGGAUGAGGAGGAGAGGGAAGGGGCGUGGUUCAACGAGAGGGGAGGGGCGCUGUGGGAUAUAUUCCGGAGGGAGGACGUGGGCCUGCUGAGGCGGUACAUUCGAGAGCACAAGCAUGAGUUCACCCAUCUUCACAACAAGCCUUUACCCUCGCUAGAGCAUGAGGUGCACGACCAGACCGUGUACCUCUCCAACCAUCACAAGCGCCAGCUGCAAGAGCAAUACGGAGUGCAAGCAUGGACGUUCCAGCAGCAGAGAGGAGACGCAGUGCUCGUGCCGGCUGGUUGCCCGCAUCAAGUCAGAAACCUCCAGUCGUGCAUGAAGGUGGCGGUUGACUUUGUGUCGCCUGAGAGCGUGUCAGAGUGCGUUGCACUCACACACGAGUUCCGAAUGCUGCCCUCUGAUCACCGCGCCAAGGAGGACAAGCUCGGGGUGUACAACAUGGUGAUCAAUGCAGCACAAAGGGCGCUCGCCUCCCUGCAACCCGACUCCCAGCCUACUGCAUCUGCUGCACACAACACCCGCAAGAGGAAAAAGCCGUGA